Schizophyllum commune H4-8 is the source of this 2389-nucleotide messenger RNA. Its product is annotated as galactose oxidase. Gene Ontology annotation, molecular function: protein binding. Lineage: Eukaryota; Fungi; Basidiomycota; Agaricomycetes; Agaricales; Schizophyllaceae. Bases 17 to 2176 code for a protein of 719 amino acids. The transcript is spliced from 14 exons. The record is from RefSeq and is a predicted model, not a curated record.
CCCCGAUUCAAUAACAAUGGCCAAAAAGAAAUCGGCGGGAGGGGCCGCCGUGAACAAGGCGGCCGCCAAAGCCGCCAAGAAGGCCAAGGCAGCAGCCAAAGUUGAGCGCAAGGAGAAGAAGAAGGUAGGGAAGGGGCGCGAUGAGGAGGACGACGGUGAGGAUCUGGAGGCGAUCCUGGAAAAUAUGCGACAGGAAUGGGAGGCGAAGCACAAGGUGACUGAGGAGCUAGUGGAAGGCCCACCGAGUCGGCGAGCGAAUGCUGUAUUGCUCGCGGACCCUAGCGGCCAGUACCUCUGGUGCAUCGGCGGGGAGUUCUUCAGCGAGGACGACAAGGCGUACUUCUACAACGACACUUUCCGGUAUAAUCCAGAGAAGAAUGAAUGGAAGAAAUACGUCUCUCCUACGGCGCCAGGACCGCGCUCUGCCCACGCAGGCGUAGCCCUGCCGGCUGGAGGCGGGAAGAUCUUCAUCUUUGGCGGCGAAUUCUCGUCUCCAAACCAGCGGAACUUCUUUCACUACCGCGACUUCUGGGUCUUCGACCUGACGACGCAUGAGUGGGACAGCAUCGAGACGAAGAAGGAGCGUCCGAGCGCGCGCUCCGGUCAUCGAAUGGCUCAGUGGAAGCAUUAUAUCUUCCUGUAUGGAGGCUUCUAUGAUCCAGGAUUUACCACGAAAUACCUCGACGAUCUAUGGUACUUCGACACUCAAGAAUAUAAGUGGACGCAGGUGAUCUUCCGAUCUGGGGCCUCAAAACCUUCCGCACGCAGCGGCUUCUCAUUCCUUCCCCAUCCUGACGGAAUCCUCUUGCACGGUGGCUACUGCAAAGAAUACGUCAAGGGACAGCGGCCAGUCGGCGUCAUGCUGGAAGAUACCUGGCUACUCAAGAUAUCCAUCCCGACACCCGAUCCCGACAAGCCAGAGCCUACGACAUCCAAGAAAGGCGCAAAGGCGCCCGAAGAUACUCUCGACAUCAAGUGGCAGCGCUUGAAGCGCCCAUUGACUCCGCACGCGCCAACUCUGCGUUCAGGCUGCACGAUGGCGCUCUGGGCAGCGAAGAAUCAGGGCAUUAUGUUUGGCGGCGUGUCCGACGAGGACGUCAAUGAGGAGACCAUGCGUAGUGUGUUCUACAAUGACUUAUACGCCCUCCAGCUAGAACGCAACCGAUGGAGCUCGCUCACUCUCAAGCGUCCGAAGAAAGCCAAGGGGAAGAAGGCCAACGCCGCACCUGCACCCAAGAAACCAGGCGAAGGGGAGAUAGUCGAGAAGACGAAAGAGCAGAAGGGGCGGCAGCGACUGGCGGCGAUUCGCCUGGGAGCGGAUCCGGAUGACUUGGAGCCGGACGACCCGAUCUUCAGCACGCCGCUGCCGAGGUAUAAUGCGAUGUUGGCGGUGUUGAAGAAUACGCUGUAUAUAUACGGCGGCAUCUUCGAGCAGGGGACGCACGAGUAUACGCUGGAUGACUUCUAUUCCAUCGUCCUCGACAAGCUCGACCGCUACAUCUGCCUCCGCGAGUCCGAGGUCGUCAUCCCCGAGGAGGAAGACGAGUCGAGCGACGAAAGCGAGGGCGACGACGAGAACGACGAGGGUACCGACAGCGAAGAUGAGGGCACAGUAUACGACGACAACGCCAGCGUCUUCGACGAUAACGCCAGCGUCAUUAGCGACGGCGACAGCACCCUCGUCGGCGGGUCCACGCGCGCGCCCUCGCCCGUCGAGUUCGAGCUUGACGAGCAGGCGAUGCCGGCGGUCGCGGAGGAGGUGGAAGACGGGCCGCUGGUGAAGCCGAAGGGGAAAGUGGUGGAGGAGGUAGAGGAGCAAGAAGAGGCGAUGUCGAUCCCGGAAGCCGUGUCUGCGGCGCUGAAGGGUAAACUGAUUGGGGAGCAGUCGCCGGAGGAUGCGAAUGAGACACCUCUGCCGGGAGAGACGUUGGCGAUGUUUUAUCACCGGACUCGUGAAUACUGGUCGCAAAAGGCCGCUGCCGGCGGCGACGUCCGCGGGAAACAAGCGAAGCGCGAUGGGUUUGCGAAGGCUAAAGAGCGCUAUGACGAAUACAAACCCCUCCUUCACGAGCUUGAGCGCGUCAUGGCAGACGCUGGAUUGGACAAGGACGAGAUGCGGGCUGCGGCAAAGUCGGUGGGCCGCGAGCCGCAGGUGACGAGUCGGCAUAGGAGAUGAGAUCCAUGCACUCUCCAUGGCCAUGUGGCUUUAUGGUCACAACACGUGUUCCGUUUUAUGGCCGACGCACGUACCGUAUCCAUCCCGGGACGGUUACCUUUGUACUUGUUUGUGCUUCAUUGUACAACACAUCUCAUUGUUUGUUCCUCGCAUACAUAUGUAUUUUACCUUUUGUAUUGAGACGCUGUAUCCCACAUGCUGGCAUGAUCAGGC